CUUUAACCCGGAAGUGCUUGUUUUGCUCACGACGCGCGUGCGCAGAGCCAAAUCGUGGCGGUGUCUGAUAAGGCGGCUGCAGCAAGGCCUCAGGCGCGGGCUUCACCCCAGUCUGCUGAAGCCCCAAGGCCGGCACCAUGGACUUCCAGCAUCGGCCUGGGGGCAAGACUGGGAGCGGGGGCGUGGCCUCCUCCUCCGAGAGCAACCGCGACAGGCGGGAGCGCCUCCGGCAGCUGGCCCUGGAGACCAUUGACAUCAACAAGGACCCCUAUUUUAUGAAAAACCACCUGGGUUCGUACGAAUGCAAACUCUGCCUGACGCUGCACAACAAUGAGGGGAGCUACCUUGCACACACCCAAGGAAAGAAGCACCAGACCAACUUGGCCCGGCGAGCAGCCAAGGAGGCGAAGGAGGCCCCUGCCCAGCCCGCACCCGAGAAGGUCAAAGUGGAGGUGAAGAAGUUUGUGAAGAUCGGCCGCCCGGGCUACAAAGUGACCAAGCAGAGGGACUCGGAGAUGGGCCAGCAGAGUCUCCUCUUCCAGAUUGACUACCCCGAGAUCGCUGAGGGUAUUAUGCCACGCCACCGUUUCAUGUCCGCCUAUGAGCAGAGGAUUGAGCCCCCAGACCGUCGCUGGCAGUACCUGCUGAUGGCCGCGGAGCCUUAUGAGACCAUCGCCUUCAAGGUGCCCAGCAGAGAGAUUGACAAGGCUGAAGGCAAGUUUUGGACUCACUGGAACAGGGAGACCAAGCAGUUUUUCCUCCAGUUCCACUUUAAGAUGGAGAAGCCCCCGGCUCCACCCAGCCUCCCUGCUGGGCCUCCCGGGGUGAAGCGGCCCCCACCGCCGCUGAUGAACGGGUUGCCCCCGAGACCACCGCUGCCCGAGUCCUUGCCACCACCCCCACCAGGAGGCCUGCCUCUGCCACCUAUGCCUCCCACGGGGCCUGCACCCUCAGGGCCCCCAGGACCUCCCCAGCUGCCCCCACCAGCCCCCGGGGUCCACCCCCCAGCACCAGUGGUCCACCCCCCCACCUCUGGGGUCCACCCACCAGCUCCUGGGGUUCACCCCCCAGCACCAGUGGUCCACCCUCCCACGUCUGGGGUCCACCCCCCGGCCCCUGGGGUUCACCCCCCAGCACCAGUGGUCCACCCACCGGCAUCUGGGGUCCACCCUCCAGCUCCAGGGGUCCACCCUCCAGCUCCAGGGGUCCACCCUCCCCCAUCAGCUGGGGUUCACCCCCAGGCCCCUGGAGUGCACCCCUCAGCUACUGCAGUUCACCCCCAGGCCCCGGGGGUGCACCCACCAGCCCCAGGGAUCCACCCCCAGCCUCCUGGGGUCCACCCCUCAGCUCCUGGGGUGCAUCCUCCAGCUCCUGGGGUCCACCCCUCAGCUCCUGGAGUCCACCCUUCAAAUCCCGGGGUGCACCCCCCAACUCCCUUGCCUCCCAUGCUGAGGCCCCCACUCCCCUCUGAAGGCCCAGGGAACAUACCUCCUCCUCCCCCGACCAACUGAAGAGCUGCCCCCUGGCCCAGCACCCUUGGCGUUUUCCCAGGAGAGAAGUUCCGUCUUUUGUACUGUCCCGAGCUCAUUAAACAGACUCUCUCGUG
This is a messenger RNA of Lemur catta (Ring-tailed lemur), 1606 nucleotides long. RefSeq names its product splicing factor 3a subunit 2 (gene SF3A2). The transcript has 9 exons. Gene Ontology annotation, cellular component: nucleus; U2-type prespliceosome; catalytic step 2 spliceosome. Gene Ontology annotation, molecular function: zinc ion binding; nucleic acid binding. NCBI's taxonomy places the organism in Eukaryota, Metazoa, Chordata, Mammalia, Primates, Lemuridae. Gene Ontology annotation, biological process: spliceosomal complex assembly. Bases 138 to 1511 code for a protein of 457 amino acids. The record is from RefSeq and is a predicted model, not a curated record.